CUUGUCGCGUUGCUCCUAAGCCACCGGACGCAGCAGCAUUCGUGUGAGCGAUCGGUUCCACAGCGCCCUCUUUCCCCUGUGACGCCAGUCGGCAAGUGAGAAAUCGAAUCUACCUUAUGCAGCAGCAGUGCAGGUGUAACAGACACAGCUCUCUUCCCCCGUGCCCGGAUCAGAAGGCGUGCGCGGUUUUUUUCUAGGGUUCGUCGGCCGGCGGGGCGGCGCGGGCCGGCCUGGUCCAGAGCUGCAUCGGCGUCGCCCGCUCGCGCUCCUGCGCUGGGAACAUGGCUGGAAGGCACACCAUUAUUCUCAUGCAACCAUCGCAUAACAGAGGAACCAGAACAUUUAUGGACUUCAAUUCAGUUAACCACGCACUGGAUGGAAUAUGUGGCCUUUAUGAAAGGAAAAUCAGGGAUAUCAACCCUAUGGUCAUGAACUUAACUUAUGAUAUCAAUGACCUGUACAAUUUCAUUGAUGGCCUAACUGACAUAAGUGCACUAGUGUACGACCAGUCGCUUCAUGCUUUCCUACCAUACGAUCGUCGAUGGAUAAAGCAGAAGAUGUUUCAGCACCUGAAGAGGUUGGCACAGCAGUGAAAUGUGGCCGUUAUUGGCCUGUAAAUCAGCAAACAAGUGUGCAGUGCUGUGAUCGUCGCUGGCUAUAAUCAGUAAACAAGCGUGAAAAGGUAUCUUGUUGUGGUUUGUUUCAUGGUGUGAGAUAUCUGGGACUUAUUUCUUGUAAGAAAACGCGAAGCUCUGCGGUAUUCUGGCUUUGAAUGGAAUGGUUUGCCUC
Molecule: messenger RNA, 789 nt
Organism: Oryza brachyantha (malo sina)
Lineage: Eukaryota; Viridiplantae; Streptophyta; Magnoliopsida; Poales; Poaceae
Product: enhancer of rudimentary homolog
Exons: 4
Coding region: 282-593 (103 amino acids)
Source: RefSeq, a predicted model, not a curated record